AUGUUGACUCCUGCUGAUGAGCAAAGUGAGCACAGUGAAGAUCAGACUCUGGACUUCAUUCAUGACGACACUCAAAGUGCAGCAGACAAAGAGUCUGUCGUCAUCAUACCAGUUAUAAGCUCUGUGAUAUCACAAGCAAGCAGUGACCACCAGCUGCUCUCUCACAACUCUCAUGUAGCUGAGAGCCAAGAUGAGGAAGAAUACCUGCAUGGAGACUCAGGAUCAACUAGAAACACAGAGCUUGAAGCAGAGAAAAGACAUCAUGAAAGUGAAAUUAACAGUAAGAGUCCACACACCUCUGCUGUGAUCAACUUAAAUACAGGUAAAAAGCCUUUAGAAUGUGACGUAUGUGGGAAAAUUUUUGAGUGCAAGUCAAAAUUGCAGAGACACCUGAAGACCCACACAGGUGAGAAGCCGUAUACUUGUGACGUAUGUGGGAGAGCUUUCAGACGUAAUGGUGUCUUGUUAGUCCACAUGAGGACUCACACAGGUGAGAAGCCAUAUACUUGUAACGUAUGUGGGAGAGCUUUUGGACGUAAUGGUGUCUUGUUACUCCACAUGAGGACUCACACAGGUGAGAAGCCACAUACUUGUAAUGUAUGUGGGAGAGCUUUCGGACGUAAUGGUCACUUGUUAGUCCACAUGAGGACUCACACAGGUGAGAAGCCACAUACUUGUAACGUAUGUGGGAGAGCUUUUGGACGUAAUAGUGUCUUGUUAGUCCACAUGAGGACUCACACAGGUGAGAAACCGUAUACUUGCAAAACAUGUGGGAGACACUUCAGAACUGCCAGUCACUUGACAGCCCACAUGAGAACGCACACAGGUGUAAAGGUGCAUCACUUGAGCACAGAGGUUCCAGUUGAAGUCACACAUAUACAGGAGAGAGACGGUUUACAUGCAAAACAUGUGGCAGAGCUUUCAGAGGCCUCUUCCAUAAAGCAUGCUAAGAAAAGUGGGGAGUGAAGUCCAAAUCCUGAAUUUUAAUUGAAAUUGCAGGUCUGGAAAAGUUAAACUAGUGAGAUAAAGAACAAAAGGAGGAGACUGCUUUAAAGUUUGAAUUUUAUACUUGCAGGAGUCAUGGAAAACCUGGAAAAGUCAUGGAAUUAGUCAAAAUCAUUAUAAGUCACAGAACUUGUUUGUGUAUAAUGAAAUUAUUAGAAUCAUCUUCAGUGGAUAACCCUCCAUAUAUAUAUAUAUAGCUUUAAUAUGCGUCGAUGUGUGACAAUGUUUGUUUACCAUCUUUUUUUCCUUUAGAAUCUUUAUUUCAAAUAUAAAUAAAAUACAACAAAAUGUAGGUGAUCAAUAAUGUAAUCAGUCAUACAAAAUAAAAUUAAAAAAAACAAUCAUAGUAACAGGGGUAGCGUUCAAAAAGGAGUAGGUAGAAGUUAUGCACUUAUCUUGACCUACCCCUUAUUUCAAGUAAUGUUGCUACAAUUAAAUAUAGAUUCACAGAUGCAUAUUAGCAUGCAUACAUACAUAAUCAAAGAAAUACAAUCACAAAUGCGAGCUGGAAUACUUCUGGUUCUGACUAUAUGUAAGUGAUAUGAGAAAACCUAGUUGUAGUGUGGAUUGGAUACCCAUGGAAGGAAGAUACGUCCUAUGUCAGCUGUGCUUCAUAUUCAUGCAAUCUACUGUUUUUGAACAAUCUUUUGCUGCUGUUUUUCAUUUCAUCUGGACAUUCAUUCCAUAUUUUGACUCCUUGGACUGUGAUGCUGUGAUAUUUGGAAUUGGUUCUUGUCAAGGGUUUAUUGAACAUGUCCAAUCCUCUCAAGUUGUGGUGUUUGUCUCUUGCUUGGAGCAAAUUCUGAAUAUUUUGUGGCAAUGACUGAUUUUUAACUUUAUAUCAUCUUUAUAUUAUCUGCAAAUAAUACUGUUUUCAUUAUUCUGGAGAUUACACAUAUUUCAUUGAUGUAUAAUAUAAAUCACAGUGGUCCCAGAACAGAUCCCUGUGGAACCCCACAUGUGACAUCCUUCAGAUUAGAGUUGACGUUAUAAAUAUGAACAUAUUGACUUCUAUUUUUCAGGUAACUACUUACCCAUGUUAAAGCAACCCCUCUAAUUCCAUAUUUAAAUAACUUUUUUAAUAAUAAGUUGUGAUCAACAGUGUCAAAAGCUUUUUCAGGUCAAGAAAUACACCUACUGCAUAUUCUUUAUUUUCAAUUGCUGUUGUUAUUGUUUUGUCAUCUUCUCCCUCAGUUUGUCUCUCCCUUCCUGUGUGCCAGUUAUGUUUACAUAGAGUUUGAAUCUGAUGUUUGAAAAACCACCGGGAAAGUGGGGAAAGAAAAAAAAAUCUUCAUGAGUCCUUGAAAAGUCAUGAAAAAGUUUGGAAAUAUUGUCCAUGAAAAUGUGAGCGGAACCUGUAAUUAAAAGUAUGUCUGAUUUUGCAGUGAGCACAGUAAUAAACUGAU
This is a messenger RNA of Epinephelus fuscoguttatus (brown-marbled grouper), 2411 nucleotides long. Its product is annotated as oocyte zinc finger protein XlCOF20-like. The coding region runs from base 1 to 966 and encodes 321 amino acids. The transcript is spliced from 3 exons. Gene Ontology annotation, cellular component: nucleus. Lineage: Eukaryota; Metazoa; Chordata; Actinopteri; Perciformes; Serranidae. The record is from RefSeq and is a predicted model, not a curated record.